Molecule: messenger RNA, 3485 nt
Organism: Rubroshorea leprosula
Lineage: Eukaryota; Viridiplantae; Streptophyta; Magnoliopsida; Malvales; Dipterocarpaceae
Source: the annotation of a GenBank genome assembly
AAUUUCCCGACAUUCCGACGGAGCUCCGACGACAUGGAGUCCAGAAGAGAAAGAAGGGUAUCGAGAACCAAACAGAGACCAGACUUAGCCUCAAUUCUGCGGAAGUCAUGGUACCAUCUGAGGUUGUCAGUGAGGCAUUCCGCUAGGGUUCCCACCUGGGAUGCCAUUGUGUUAACAGCGGCUAGCCCUGAGCAAGCGCAGCUUUACGAGUGGCAGCUCAAGCGAGCCAAGCGGAUGGGCCGAAUCGCGGCCUCCACCGUCACUAUUGCAGUGCCAGACCCAGAUGGACAACGGAUCGGCUCCGGAGCUGCCACGCUCAAUGCCAUUCAUGCGCUCGCCAGGCAUUACGAGAAGCUUGGCAUGGAUCCUGGGUCUGAGGUGGUGAUUGAAAAUGGUAGCAGUUCUGGAUCUUCCAUCGAGCAUGGAAUGUCCAAGGAUCAGGUUUCUGAGGUGCAAAUGGUUAGAUUCAUGACCAAGAGGCAUAUAUUAUUGCUUCAUGCAGGAGGCGACUCUAAAAGGGUCCCGUGGGCAAAUCCUAUGGGGAAAGUUUUCUUGCCACUUCCAUUUUUGGCUGGAGAUGAUCCUGAUGGGCCAGUCCCACUGCUCUUUGAUCAUAUACUUGCUGUUGCUUCAUGUGCCCGACAGGCAUUCAAGAAUGAAGGUGGAAUAUUCAUCAUGACCGGUGAUGUUCUUCCAUGUUUUGAUGCCUCGACAUUGAUUCUCCCCCAGGAUGCAUCCUGCAUAGUCACUGUGCCCAUCACACUUGAUAUUGCUGCUAAUCAUGGUGUUGUUGUGGCAUCCAAGACUGGAAUCCAAGAAGAAAGUUAUAUGCUUAGUUUAGUUGACAAUCUCCUACAGAAACCUUGUGUGGAAGAUCUUGCUAAGAGUCAUGCUAUACUAGAUGACGGUAGAGCACUACUUGACACAGGAAUAAUAGCAUCUAAGGGAAAAGCUUGGAUUGAGCUUGUUGCCCUUGCAUGUUCUUGCCCACCAUUGAUUUCAGAGCUUCUAAAGAGCACAAAAGAGAUGAGUUUGUAUGAAGAUCUAGUGGCAGCUUGGGUACCUAGUAAACAUGAUUGGUUAAGACAGCGCCCAAUGGGAGAAGCACUGGUCAGCAAAUUGGGAAAACAAAAAAUGUUCAGCUAUUGUGCCAAUGAUUUUCUGUUUUUACAUUUUGGAACCUCAAGUGAAGUUUUGGAUCACCUUAGCGGAGCUGAUUCAGCACUUGUAGGUCGAAGACACUUAUGUUCGAUUCCUGCAACCACUGUGUCAGACAUUGCAGCAUCUGCUGUGGUUCUUUCCAGCAAAAUAGAACCUGGUGUCUCAAUUGGUGAAGAUUCUCUCAUAUAUGACUCACACAUAUCAGGGGGAAUGCAGAUUGGUUCCCAAUCUAUUGUUGUUGGUAUUAAUGUUCCAGGUGACAAUAAUAGUACAGCAGACAAUUCAUUUAAGUUCAUCCUUCCUGACCGCCAUUGCCUUUGGGAGGUUCCACUGGUAGGAAGCUCUGACAGAGUGCUAGUUUUUUGUGGCCUCCAUGAUAAUCCCAAAAAUUCAAUCACUAGGGAUGGGACAUUUUGUGGGAAACCCUGGGAGAAGGUAAUGCAUGAUCUAGAUAUUCAGGAGAGUGACCUGUGGACCUCAACUAGUAGUCAGGAGAAAUGUUUAUGGAAUGCAAAGCUAUUCCCCAUCCUUUCUUAUUUUGAAAUGCUUAAUGUGGGAAUGUGGUUGAUGGGCUUGAGUGAACAAAAAAAUAAAUAUUUUCUUCCCUUAUGGAGAAGCUCACAACGCGUCAGCUUGGAAGAGUUGCAUCGUUCAAUUGACUUUACACAGAUGUGCACUGGGUCCAGUAAUCAUCAAUCAGAUCUUGCUUCUGGAAUUGCCAAAGCCUGCAUUAAUUAUGGUAUGCUUGGACGCAAUUUGUCUCAGUUGUGUGAAGAGAUUCUUCAGAAAGAACUUUUAGGAGUUGAAACAUGUAAGGACUUCCUUGACCUUUGUCCCAAACUUAUGGAGCAGAACUCUAAGAUUCUUCCCAAAAGUCGUGCAUAUCAGGUACAAGUCGAUCUUCUUCGAGCAUGCAGAGAUGAAACAGAAGCUUCUAAGUUAGAACACAAAGUUUGGGCUGCAGUUGCUGAUGAAACUGCAUCUGCAGUUAGGUAUGGCUUUAAAGAACAUCUCUUGGACUCCUCCAGCAAGCCUACUUCACCUUUUAAGAACAAUAAACUUGAUGGCAAUGUGGAUCACCCGUUCUGCCCAAGAAGAGUUAAAGUUGAAUUACCAGUCCGGGUAGAUUUUGUUGGUGGCUGGAGUGAUACUCCUCCAUGGAGCUUAGAGCGUGCUGGGUGUGUUUUAAACAUGGCAAUAAGCUUGGAAGGUUCUCUACCAAUUGGCACCAUCAUAGAGACAACAAAAACAAGUGGAGUACUGAUUAGUGAUGAUUGCGGGAAUGAGCUACACGUUGAAGUUCCUUCCUCUAUUGCUGCUCCCUUUGAUGUUAAUGAUCCAUUUAGGCUAGUAAAAUGUGCAUUGCUUGUGACCGGAAUUUUGCAUGAAAAGGUUCUUGUAUGUACGGGCUUGCAAAUAAAGACAUGGGCCAAAGUACCCCGAGGCAGUGGCUUGGGGACUUCCAGCAUCCUAGCAGCUGCUGUUGUGAAAGGGCUUCUCCAGAUUGUUAACGGAGAUGAAAGCAAUGAAAAUGUAGCCAGACUUGUUCUGGUAUUGGAGCAGCUCAUGGGAACAGGAGGUGGCUGGCAAGAUCAAAUUGGAGGCUUAUACCCCGGUAUUAAAUUCACUGCAAGUUAUCCCGGAAUACCAUUGCGGCUCCAAGUCAUUCCUCUUUUGACAUCGCCUCAGUUGAUUACAGAGCUGCAGCAACGAUUGCUUGUGGUAUUUACUGGUCAAGUUCGACUUGCACAUCAAGUACUACAAAAGGUGGUUCUCCGGUAUCUCCGGCGGGAUAACCUCCUCAUCUCCAGCAUCAAGCGGCUGGCCGAGCUGGCAAAGAUCGGUAGGGAAGCAUUGAUGAACUGUGACGUGGAUGAACUAGGGGAGAUCAUGUUGGAAGCUUGGAGACUGCAUCAAGAACUCGACCCUCACUGCAGCAACCAGUUUGUCGACAAGCUCUUUGAAUCCGCUUCCCCUUACUGCUCCGGCUACAAGCUCGUCGGAGCCGGCGGUGGAGGCUUUGCUCUCUUACUUGCCAAAGAUGCCAAGUGCGCCAAAGAAUUAAGAAACAUGUUAGAAAAAGAUUCAGAAUUCCAGGUGGCAGUGUACAACUGGACCAUCUUUUGUGGAAAUUAAUUCCAAUAUAGCUUGAUUCUUGCACAACCAUGCGUUGUAACUUGUAAGUAAUAAUUGUGUAAACAUAAUAAUAAUUGUGUAAACAUAAUAAUAAUUGUGUAUACAUCGGGACUUAGUAACUCCUUAAAACUGCAUUGCCUCUUCAGAGAUCAAGGUCAAAUAAUCUUAUAUAAAUUUUGGUGAUGUUA